AUGCGAAGAAAAGACAGACACUGGACCGCUUGUGUUCCGUGUCAGAGAGCGAGUCCAAUAGGAAGGGGAAAUGUCUCAAUAAAUGACUUUAAUUCUUCAGGCGAACAGGAUGCCAUCUCAAGAACAAAACGCUCUUCACCCGUUGAUUCACAACAGAAAUCAACCCUAACAGCCUUGGAAGUUCAAGUGCUAAUCAAACAAGAACUUGCUCUUCUGCAACACCAAGUCUGUGCUAAAGAUAAUACGCUAUGCCGAUCAGGACCAAAAGGUAACACCGGAAGGAGAGGGAAACAAGGAACCCGAGGGAGACCGGGGCCCCCAGGGAGACCCGGUUUAAACGGACCUCCUGGUAAACAUGGACCAACAGGAGCUCAAGGCCCGAUGGGCAUAAAGGGGGGUGUUGGAAUGCCGGGAGACCCCGGUCCCGUGGGACCUAGAGGCCCGCCGGGAAUGAAAGGCGAGCCGGGCCAGUCCCUCUCGGCUCCAUCUCUGCUGCGGGGUCCUGUUGACACGACAGUCAAUGAAAGGAAUACAGCCAUGUUAAAAUGUACAGCGGAUGGUAAUCCAAGUCCCAAAGUCACGUGGACUAGGCUGAAUUCGUCCCUUCCUGUUGGACGUCACGUGGUCGAGUCCAGUGGCGCUCUGAUUAUUAAGGACGUUAGACCUGGAGACGACGGAGUUUACAACUGUAGAGCUAAAAAUUUGCUGGGACACGUGAACGCCUCGGCGAAAUUAACUGUUCAGUUCGCUCCUCGUGUCAUGUUGUCAUCCAACGGACUUCUGGCCAAGGAAGAACGGAACGUCACCACCACCUGCACUGCUACUGGUCAUCCGCAACCAAGUAUCACGUGGUCCAAGUCAGUCGGUAGAUUACCCGAAAACAGAACUGAAGUGAUUAAUGGAACACUGAAAAUAUACCGUGUGACAAAGAAGGACAGAGGAACAUACAUAUGUAAAGCAGAGAAUAUUCUAGGAUCAGUAACAGACACGGCUCAAUUGAUGGUAUUCUCUAGAAUCCUGUUCAAAGUUCGCCCUCCUCAAGAGCUGACGCCUAUGAUCGGUACAAGUGUUGUGCUGCCGUGUGUGGCCGCGAGUGACCUGAGAACUACAAUCGCUUGGACAAAGGAUGGCAAGUCUUCACUCCCUAAAGAGUCCAGUGCUCUGCUGAAUGGAACAUUGUUCAUUCAGAACAUCAAGAAAUCACACGAAGGAAAUUAUACCUGCAGGGCAUCCAAUGCUCUGUCAACAAUAGAAGCUAGAGUCAAAAUCAAUUCUCUAUUAAACGCUCCUUCCUGCUCUGUGAUAAGAAAAUACGUCAGCAGUGUAAGCGGAAGUUACGUCAUUGAUCCGGAUGGCGCGGGAGGCCUAGCAGCGUUUACAGUUUAUUGUGACAUGAGUGACAAAAAUGGAGUUGGCGUGACAGUCAUCAGCCAUAACGGUGAGAGCAGAACGUUGGUGAGUGGGUAUAGCAGUCCUGGGAGUUACACGCUCAACAUAGAUUAUACAGGAGCGGAUCUUAAUCAGCUGGCGAGUUUAACUAGAGUCUCCUCACACUGUGAACAGUUUAUCAAGUACGAGUGCUAUAAUUCAAGGAUGUUCGAUGGUGGAUAUGCCUGGUGGGUGUCACGUGAUUCUGGUAAGAUGACGUACUGGGGUGGAGCGUCGCCUGGCAGUGGUAAGUGCGCAUGCGGGAUGACCAACUCAUGUGCCAACUCCUGGCGUAAUUGCAAUUGUGAUGCAAAUGACAAUACAUGGCGUGAAGACAGCGGUCUUCUCGUUGACAAGACACGGCUUCCAGUUAAGCAGCUGAGGUUUGGGGAUGCAAGCGGCAGACAGAAAGUUUAUUAUUCAAGCUGGUCUAGAAAUCAGGGUUAUCACACCUUAGGAAAAUUCAAGUGUUAUGGCACGAUCUAAUAACUGACCAACAAUACUAAAACUUGAGCCAGAUUUCAGCGGAGGGUACGUGUAUAGAUAUUAUUAUACACUGAACUCACGAUCUCUUUCUGAUUGGCUGAAAACGUACAGUGAAUUUCGAAUUCAGCGCCUGUGACGUCAUCUAGUUGCA
Orbicella faveolata is the source of this 2065-nucleotide messenger RNA. RefSeq lists its product as uncharacterized. The record is from RefSeq and is a predicted model, not a curated record. Lineage: Eukaryota; Metazoa; Cnidaria; Anthozoa; Scleractinia; Merulinidae.